ACUUGAAAUGAUGAUACGAUAUUUAUCACUGAUUCUGCUGCAGCUAAAAGAAAGCACUACAGCGUCCGAGACCCCAUCUAGACCAACCACCAAAGCCCGCGCAGCGGCUUUUACUUUCCUCCACAUGAACCACCUACGACAACACUGCUUCUCAAGAAGUAGAAAAAAAAAGAAUAGCAUGUUCCUCCACCUGGCAGGAAACGCCAACCCUCUUGGAGAUACACAACAAAAGAAAAAAAAAGAGAAAAAAAAGAAGAAGGCUAGCUCGCAACACCAAAGAGAACGAUGCUUGAAGAAAGAUGGAAAGAGAAAGGAGAACAAAGACGACCUGCUUGAUGUUGCCGACGUCUAUUCAAACACCAGCAUAUUCACCAAACCGCCCCCUCUGUAUACAGGCCCCUUGCCAUCCAAGAAGCCCUUUGCAACGCCGUAUCAAUAACCAAACCCCGUGUGGUGGUCGUCCAAUUUGCAUUACAAUAAGAUGACUAGUGAAGAGUGCAACGCACGCGUCUGGCAAGCAACAACAACAACACCACCAUAUGCGGAAGAUGCGACACAUUAACUACAGGCGCGACAACAAGGUAAGCUCAGGCGCAUAAAAUGGAACCCACGACUGUUUCAAGUCGAGGGCCCCACAUGGCACGGGAGCUUUGCUCAUCGAAAACAACGACGACCGGGUAUAUGAGCAAGCAAAAAUUAAAUUGACAAACGCGCCUUGACGACCGAGCCGCUUCCCUUACAUCUGAUGAUGCUCGGGUGACAGGCUUGAUGGGUCAAUGGUGCCGAAAGACACCAAAUUUUGCAUGUCCAGGUCCUCGUGGUUUUCGUCAAGCAGCGGUGACCGGAAGGGCAUGUUGAGGCUUUGCUUAGCGUACAUGUCCGUCAUUUGCAGCGCCUCGUCCGACAUG
Molecule: messenger RNA, 908 nt
Organism: Bipolaris maydis ATCC 48331
Lineage: Eukaryota; Fungi; Ascomycota; Dothideomycetes; Pleosporales; Pleosporaceae
Source: RefSeq, a predicted model, not a curated record